AUGGCUAAAUCUGGUCGUACUAAGCAAAAGGAAGCAGAUCUCGAGUACAGUGUGGCAAAGCAGGUUGAGAAAAUGAUAAGUGAAGUGCAUGAGCAAGCACUUCUCUCCUGUGAUGUCAUUCACCAUGAGAGGAGAAUAUUAUUAAAACAAGAAAUUAGUAGAAUGGUUCUGUUUUUUACUGAUCAGCCAAGUUUAUUGGCUCCAAACAUCCAGAUGGUAUUCUCUGCCCUGGCUUUGGCACAGUCUGAGGUUAUCUGGUAUUUCCAACAUGUAGGAAUUGCAUCAUCGAAAUCUAAAGCUGCUCGAGCAGUACCAGUUGACAUAGAUCCAAAUGAUCCAACUAUUGGCUUUUUACUAGAUGGAAUGGAUCAUCUAUGCUGUCUUGUGCGCAAGUAUAUUGCAGCUAUCCGAGGCUAUGCAUUAUCAUACCUGUCUUCAUGUGCUGGUAGAAUCCGGUUUUUGCUGGGAACUCCAGGAAUGGUGGCUCUUGACCUUGAUGCUAGCUUAAAAGGGCUUUUCCAGCAGAUUGUUCAGCAUUUGGAAAACAUACCAAAAUUGCAGGGUGAAAAUAUUUCCGUCAUCACAUGUGAUUUAUCUGAGUUUCGUAAGGAUUGGUUGUCAAUAUUGAUGAUUGCCACAUCUGCUAGGUCAUCUAUAAACAUAAGACACUUGGAGAAAGCUACUGUCUCUACUGGCAAGGAAGGCUUACUGUCAGAAGGAAAUGCUGCAUACAAUUGGUCCAGAUGUGUUGAUGAACUAGAGUCCCAAUUAUCAAAGCAUGGAAGUCUAAAAAAGCUGUAUUUCUACCACCAGCACCUUACAGCAGUUUUUCGAAACACCAUGUUUGGACCAGAAGGACGUCCUCAGCAUUGCUGUGCGUGGCUUGGGGUUGCUAGUAGCUUUCCAGAGUGUGCUUCUCCAAUUGUUCCUGAAGAGGUGACUAAAAUUGGGCGAGAUGCAGUCCUAUAUGUUGAGUCUCUUAUUGAAUCCAUCAUGGGAGGAUUGGAGGGAUUGAUCAAUAUUCUUGACUCCGAAGGAGGAUUUGGUGCCUUAGAGACUCAGCUUCUUCCAGAGCAAGCAGCUUUUUAUUUGAAUAACACAUCCAGAGUUCUAAUUCCUACAUCAAAAUCUCCCAAGGGAGCGGCUGGUUUUCCUUUGCCUGGUCAUGAGAGCUUUCCUGAAAACAAUAGUGCUAUAAAAAUGUUGGAAGCUGCGAUGCAAAGGUUGACCAACUUGUGUUCAGUUCUGAAUGAUAUGGAGCCCAUAUGUGUUCUAAACCAUGUCUUCGUUCUGAGGGAGUACAUGAGAGAGGGAAUACUUGGCAACUUCAGAAGGAGAUUGCUUGCGGUAUUGAAAACUGACAAUGAUCUUCAACGGCCUUCUGUCCUAGAGUCCUUAAUUCGUCGGCACAUGAGUAUUGUGCAUCUAGCAGAGCAACACAUCAGCAUGGACCUUACUCAUGGUAUUCGAGAAGUUCUACUAACUGAGGCUUUCUCAGGACCUGUGUCUUCUCUUCACUUGUUUGAAAAACCAGCAGAGCAGUUUACUGGGUCAGCCACUGAAGUUGUCUGCAACUGGUACAUAGAAAACAUUGUCAAGGAUGUAUCAGGUGCUGGAAUUCUGUUCACACCAAUACACAAAUGCUUUAAAAGCACAAGGCCUGUUGGUGGAUAUUUUGCAGAGUCGGUCACUGGUCUCACAGAAUUACAGGCUUUUGUUCGUGUAUUCGGUGGCUAUGGAGUUGACAGGCUCGACAGAAUGAUGAAAGAGCACACAGCAGCACUCUUGAAUUGCAUUGACACAUCAUUGCGGUCAAACCGUGAAGUGUUAGAGGCAGUUGCUGGAAGCAUGCAUUCUGGUGACAGAAUAGAAAGAGAGGCAUGUUCGAGGCAGAUUGUGGACUUGGACACUGUAAUUGGAUUUUGCAUUGAGGGAGGACAAGCACUUGCUUUUGAUCAGCUUCUUGCUGAAGCUGCUGGGGUUGUGCUUGACGAGGGUGCACCCUUGAUAUAUUCACUAAUUUCUGGGGUGGUUAAGCAUAUACCUGAAGAAAUACCUGAAAAGAAGGAAAUCAGAAGAAUAAGAGGGGUGGCAAACAAUGUUAAUAUAGUUGGAGAUCAUGAUUCUGAAUGGAUCAGAUCAAUUUUGGAAGAUGUUGGUGGAGCAAAUGAUGGUUCUUGGACAUUGUUGCCUUAUUUAUUUGCCACCUUCAUGACCUCAAAUAUAUGGCAUACUACUGGCUUCAACGUUGACACAGGAGGCUUCAACAACAACAUCCAUUGUCUGGCAAGGUGUAUGAGUGCUGUGAUUACAGGUAGUGAGUUAGUGAGAUUGGAACGUGAACAUCAGCAAAGACAGUCCCUCUCUAAUGGCCAUCUUGGUGAGGCUUUGGAUCCUGAAAUACAUAGCCGUUUGUCUGCUGAAGCAAGUAUAAAGUCUUCAAUGCAGCUUUUUGUCAAAUUUGCAACUGGUAUCGUGCUAGAUUCUUGGAGUGAAGCUAAUAGGUAA
Dovyalis caffra is the source of this 2508-nucleotide messenger RNA. The record is from the annotation of a GenBank genome assembly. NCBI's taxonomy places the organism in Eukaryota, Viridiplantae, Streptophyta, Magnoliopsida, Malpighiales, Salicaceae.